This is a messenger RNA of Aedes albopictus (Asian tiger mosquito), 2429 nucleotides long. RefSeq names its product nose resistant to fluoxetine protein 6. Gene Ontology annotation, molecular function: acyltransferase activity, transferring groups other than amino-acyl groups. NCBI's taxonomy places the organism in Eukaryota, Metazoa, Arthropoda, Insecta, Diptera, Culicidae. Bases 298 to 2262 code for a protein of 654 amino acids. The record is from RefSeq and is a predicted model, not a curated record. The transcript has 4 exons.
UACGACCACCAGGAUAGGUUAGGUUACAACUCACUAGGUAAAGGAAGCUUAGAAAUGUUGGGAAACUCUGCUUAACCGUAAUCACAGGGUGAGCCUGACUUUUCCAACAAUAAAAUCCAAGCGAUGAAGCAAUUUCGUUGAAUUCUGUUCGAUAACAAAAAAUAAAUCCCCAAUCUUAUCAACCGGUUCGUCAUUCAGUUUACCAAUUGAUUUAAAUUUGCCUGUUGAAAGGAAUUCGAUUGUAAAUAGUCUUAGUCCAGCAACGCUCAGUCGCGACUGAGUUGAUUGCGUGAACAAAUGUGGCCACCUUGGCUACUCCCGUUGAUUGUACUCAGUAAUAGCACGUUUACGGAAUUCAGCAGUCAAAGGCGAACCAUCAGCGGAAACAGCGAACGUCAAGAUGUAGAAUUUAGCAUCGAAGAAGUUUUGCUAUUGAAUCGUCACUUUGUGGAUUUUCUAUCUGAUGUGAGCGAUGAUAAUCAGGGAUCUUCCCCUGAUUCACAGUGCUUGAAAACGCUGCGGCAGUUAGCCGAAGGAUAUCUGGUGCGUGAACGACUCGGAUUGGAGUGGUUCGACUCGUGGGGUAAAACUCCAUCCGGGUUAUACCAUCGGAAUGGAUACGCUUUCGGGAAUGUCGACCAAUGUCGAGCCAUCGAACAAGUCAGGAUGCAGCACUGUACAUUCAUUGCAGCGUUCCCCAGCGAUCUGGCUCUGUACUACUCCGGACUAUGUGUGCCACACUCAUGCUUUCCGGAUUAUGUGGCACAGCUGUAUGGGAAUUACCUAGCUACUCAAGGUAUAAUGUUGAUACCGCUGGUCAGGCAGGAAACGCUUUGCAUCAGGGACGAAGAGAUUCAGUACAGCGGAGCGAUGAUUACUGCAAUCGUUGUUAGCUCCCUCGUUGGACUUCAUGUACUGUGUAGCACAUUGUACGAGUUGAUCUGCCUGAUUCUAAAGCGUGACGUCAAUCCUCUAUUCACUGCAUUCUCAUUGUUGGAAAACAUACGAACUAUUCUACAGUUGGUCCCUCGGGUGAAGAAUACGCAGAAGAAGUCCACCGUGAUUGACUGUGCGCAUGGCAUUAGAUCUUUGUCGAUGAUCUGGAUCAUAGUGGUUCAUGUGCACGAAACUACAUUCGCGCUUCCAAUGGAGAACUCCCCGGCAUGGUUGAACUAUCUCAAGAACUUCAUACCCACGGUCCUGUUCUACGGUGGUGGUCUAGCCGUGGACACCUUCCUGGUGCUUAGUGGAAUGCUGGUAGCGAUGAGCAUACUCCGAGAGCUGGACAAAAAACGUCGUUUCAAUCCAUUGAUACUUUACCUGCAUCGUUACAUUAGAAUCACAGCACCACUAGCUGCACUGAUCUUGUUCGUUGUGUCCUUUGCUGUCUACAUGGGAGAAGGUGUUUACUGGAAAGUGCAGAUGGAGUCUUUGAUGGAACCGUGUAUGACCAAUUGGUGGGCUACUCUGUUACAUAUUCAGAACUACGUAGAUCCCGGGAACAUGUGCCUUCCUUGGACAUGGUAUCUCUCCGUGGAUAUGCAGCUGUACAUUAUCGCUCCGGCGUUAAUCUACCCGCUAUGGCGAUACGGAAAACGAGUCCUCACUGUGAUAGCUGGCCUUGCCAUUCUUUCCAUGGCAUGCGUCCUAGCUUCAUUCCUGACCAACGAACUUCGGUUGACGGUUCCUGACGCUCAGCGAUACGUACUCACCUACUACGCAACGCAUGCACGAAUGGCCGUUUGGCUUUGGGGCCUAGCCUUUGGCUACCUUCUUCACAAAACCAGGAACACCGGGUUACAUCUCCCGAAGCGAUACUGGGCCAUUGGCUGGACGGCAUGCUUUGCACUACUAGGAUUGAUCCUCUUCGCAAACUAUCAAAUCUACACGACGAACGCUGCGGAUUUCUCGUUUGUAGCAGAUGCCUUCUUUGAACCCUUGUCCCGGUCGAUGUUCGCAUUCUGCGUAAUGUGGAUUAUCCUGGCCUGUGUAAACGGGAAAGGUGGCCUGCUGGAUGAAUUUUUGGGAGCUUCCAUGUGGCAACCGCUGUCACGGCUUUCGUACACCAUGUAUCUGCUGCACACAGUGAUGCUGGCGAUGGGAUCACUCGCACCCGUCAAUACGAGCACCUAUUUCAGUGCAAUCGAUCUGUUCUACCGAAUAUGGGGAGCCAUCGGGCUAACGACGAGCGUCUCGUUGCUGUGGAGUGCAAUCUUCGAAAUUCCGUUCGGCACGCUGGAUCGAUUGUUGCUGAAAAAGUGAAAUAAUAAUACGGAACACACAUGUUAAUUUAAUAAAAAAAAACAAGUAAAAGCUUGAAGUUUCUACUACUUUUGCACGCUCAAACAUCUUGGAUUAUUUCUAAGGUAUACCUAAUCUGAUCUUAGCAGCUUUAAAAUUUAAGAAUAAUAAAAUUAUUAUUUUAGUUU